Molecule: messenger RNA, 1497 nt
Organism: Sclerotinia sclerotiorum 1980 UF-70
Lineage: Eukaryota; Fungi; Ascomycota; Leotiomycetes; Helotiales; Sclerotiniaceae
Exons: 4
Coding region: 1-1497 (498 amino acids)
Biological process (GO): transmembrane transport
Cellular component (GO): plasma membrane
Molecular function (GO): transmembrane transporter activity
Source: RefSeq, a predicted model, not a curated record
AUGGGAUUCCUCAGUUCAAAAGACAAGCAAACGGGAUCUUCCCCUCAGCCAUCCUUGUCAGAAGAUCAAGAAGUUGGUUUCAAAUCUGAAAGCAAUAACAGCUACGUUCCAAAUAUUCCGACUGGGCAAGGACAAAUCGAAUUCGAUGAACUGCACGUGCUUUGCCCCCCACACACAACGGAGGCAAAACUCAUGCGAAAAAUCGAUUUACGGGUGAUACCAUUCUUAUGUAUCCUGUACCUUUUGGCAUUUUUGGACAGAGUUAAUAUCGCGAAUGCAAAAUCUUUCAAGCUAGCAACAGACUUGAAUUUAACCGGAACUGAAUACAAUACCGCCCUCACUAUCUUCUUCGUCCCAUAUGUCUUCUUCGAAAUCCCAUCCAACAUUCUCAUGAAACGUCUCAAUCCAAAUAUUUGGCUUUCAACCCUCAUGUUUCUCUUUGGUCUCGUAAGUAUCUGUCAAGGACUAGUCCAAAAUUUCGGCGGACUGCUCGCAACUCGUUUCUUCCUCGGACUUUUCGAAGCUGAAGCUCAACGUCGAUAUUCCUUUUUCUUCAGUAGUACCACAUUAGCCGGAGCAUUCGGUGGUCUCCUCGCUAGCGCUAUUGGAAAAAUGGACGGAGUCAGAGGACAUUCUGGAUGGCGAUGGAUAUUUAUUCUCGAAGGUCUCCUUACCUGCGUUGUAGCCCUAGGGUUUUUCUUUCUUAUCCCUUCUUUCCCCGAAGAUGCAAAAUGGCUCACUCCCGAUGAACGCGCAUACGUUAAAGCCCGUCUACAAGUCGAUCAAGGUCGAAGUGCGGCUGAACGCAAAAUCACAUUGAAAGACGCACUCCACGUAUUCAAGGACUAUAAAAUCAUUCUAGGAGGUUUCAUGUAUUUCGGUAUGGUAAUCCCCGCAUACGGCUACGCAUUUUUUGCACCAGGAAUCAUAUCCACCUUUGGUUACACACCCAUUCAAACACAACUCCACAGCGUACCUCCCUGGGCUUGCGCCUUUGCUUUCGCAAUGAUCAUCGCUUUCGGCUCCGAUUUUACUCGUCAUCGUUUCGCCUUUACUAUUGCUCCCAUCUGUGUAGCAAUAACAGGUUUCUCCAUCCUACUCACCAUCCACGAUAACACCAAACUCCAAUACGCAGCCCUCUUUCUUGUAGCCAUGGGUGCCUAUGCCGCCAUGCCGGUAAUUGUCUGUUGGUUCAACAUGAAUCUAGGAGGACAUCAUCGCCGAAGCGUCGGUACAGCGUGGCAAGUCGGCUUUGGAAACGUAGGCGGGAUUAUUGCAACAUAUGCAUUUUUGGCAAAAGAUGCACCGGAAUAUAAAAUGGGUUAUGGGAUUUGUCUAGGCUUUCUCUGCUUGAGUGCAGCUAGUUGUUUGGCGUAUUUUUUAGCGACGUUAUUCGAGAAUAGACAGAGGAAUAGGAGACCCAGAGAUUUGGGUCUUACGGAGUAUGAGAAGACAGAGUUGGGGGAUUUGAGCCCGGAUUAUAGGUAUCAAUUGUGA